This is a messenger RNA of Microdochium trichocladiopsis, 1270 nucleotides long. RefSeq lists its product as uncharacterized. The transcript is spliced from 5 exons. NCBI's taxonomy places the organism in Eukaryota, Fungi, Ascomycota, Sordariomycetes, Xylariales, Microdochiaceae. Gene Ontology annotation, molecular function: oxidoreductase activity, acting on the CH-OH group of donors, NAD or NADP as acceptor. The record is from RefSeq and is a predicted model, not a curated record. Bases 40 to 873 code for a protein of 277 amino acids.
CUUGAUCACUACUGAUGCCAACGAGCAGCCAGCUCUCAAAUGACAUUGUACAAGAACGGUGGCGAGACGUGGGUAGUAGUUGGCGCCUCACGUGCACGUGGCAUUGGCCUCGAAUUCGUCAACAAGCUGCUGCAACAGCCCACGCCGUCGCAGGCUCCAGCGAGCCAGAAGGACAAGGAUCAGACGCAGCAGCAUGUGCGAGUAGUCGCUGCAGUGCAGGAUCCGUCCAAUGCCCCGCGCUUGUACGAGCUUCUGGACUCGCUGGACGCCAGGAAGCGAUGUGUCGUUGAGGAGUGUGAUGUUUCCAACGAGGACUCUCUCAGCACAUUCGCUGGCACGAUGCAACAACAUCUAGACAACGGCAUGGUCAUCAGUACCGUCGUCCUGAACGCGGGCAUUCUGCAGUAUCCCAACAGAGCGACAGAAGUAUCAUUCUCAGCCUUUGCGCAGCAUCUGCACACCAAUACCAUUGGGCCCAUAAUUUGCGCCCAGAAACUCCUCGAGUUGUCGCCGCUUCCACCGCAAAAGCUCGUCUUCAUAUCUUCCGACUCGGGCUCGACCACGAAUUUCCUCUCGUAUGAGGACGGCUUCGCCGCCUACGCCGCCAGCAAAGCCGCCCUGAACCAGAUGCUGCGGCACAUGGCUGCGGAGCUUGCGCGGUCCACGGAUCGUCGCAAGAAGAUGGCAACAGUCCUGGCUCUCCAUCCGGGAGAGGUGCAGACCGAUAUGGCCAACGUGCAGCUUGGCUGGCAAGUCCAGGGACAGAUUACUCCUGCGGAGAGCGUGUCUGGCAUGAUGAAGGUCAUUGCGGCCAAGGGAGUCGAGGAUAGCGGUACAUUCUGGUGCUGGGAUGGCAGGAGUCAUCCCUGGUGAAAAUUAGAUCAUGGGUUAUUCGACAAGUGCAGCUCGCGCACAAGCCUCACAGUCAAUUAACUAUCUUCUUUAAGGGGAGGCCCCGAUGUUCGGAUGCAAGCUCGUUUGGCUCGUGUGAGUGACUUGCUUGUGGGUAUGUACCUUGGGGGCCAGGAGUGACGAGUGUUUCGGCAUGCCAAUUCAGUUGCUUUAGAAAUGGUGGACUGUCACAGGAGCAGUCCAUACACGGAAUUGAGGUUGUGGAACCUCGAAACUCACGAUCAACGGACUUCAGGGGCACGGACUAUGAGAGGUGUCAACUAUGUUUACAAAUCCCAUCUGCGUGCUUCGUUCCCAUCCUCUUGUGAGUAUCGUUCUUUUCUAUUCCUUUUUCUUCUUUUUUUUUUUCUUUUUUCUU